Messenger RNA from Anarrhichthys ocellatus (wolf-eel), 6170 nucleotides. Its product is annotated as receptor-type tyrosine-protein phosphatase zeta-like. Gene Ontology annotation, biological process: peptidyl-tyrosine dephosphorylation. The coding region runs from base 242 to 4522 and encodes 1426 amino acids. NCBI's taxonomy places the organism in Eukaryota, Metazoa, Chordata, Actinopteri, Perciformes, Anarhichadidae. Gene Ontology annotation, molecular function: protein binding; protein tyrosine phosphatase activity. The transcript is spliced from 32 exons. The record is from RefSeq and is a predicted model, not a curated record.
GAACCCCCGCGCCUGCGAGCCAGCACUCCUCACACCGCACGCAGCCGAGCCGAACCGCACCGCGCCGAGCCGAGCCGAACCGACCGGAGCACUUUAUCCCCGGCGCCCCGCGCAGAGGCGGCAGAGGAGCAAAGGAUGACCUGGUAGCGCAUCUUCACGUCCGUGCGUCCCCUUUUUUUUCUUUUUUUUUUUUAGAAAGCCACAUUCUGCCUCUUGACGUUUAGAUUCUCUCGCGGAGACCAUGGAGACGGCAGUUCCCAGGACCGAUGUCUUCAUCUUCCAGCUGCUCCUCUUCAGCCAAAUCGUUGCAGCAGCAGAGCCGCUGGUCCGAGGCCUGAGGAAACUCCCCGAAGACAUCGACUGGUCGUACACAGGUGCCCUGAACCAGCGCAUCUGGGGUAAGAAGUACCCGUCCUGUAACAGCGCCAGGCAGUCUCCCGUGGACAUCGACGAGACGUUCACCCAGGUCAGGCUGCAGUACCAGGACCUACAGCUAGAGGGCUGGGACAAACCGACGGCAGAGUCCAGCACCAUCCACAACAACGGCAAGACCGUGGCCCUCCGUGUGGAAGGGGAGUUCUUUGUGAGUGGAGGAGGGCUGAGCUCCAGGUUCCGCGUUGGUACAAUCACCUUUCACUGGGGGCGCUGCAAUGCGACGUCCGACGGGUCUGAACACAGCCUGAAUGGGAUGAAAUACCCUCUGGAGAUGCAGAUCUUCUGUUACGAUCCAGAUGACUUCCAGAGUCUGGACGCUGCCGUUAGGGAAGGAGGGAGGAUCGCUGCCUUGGCUGUGCUCUUUGAGAUCAGCUUGGAGGACAACCAGAACUUCAGUCCUGUUAUAGAAGCCGUCAACACCGUCAGCAGGUUUGAUAAGAGCGGGUCGAUGGAAGCUUUCACCUUGCGGUCCUUGCUGCCUAAUAUCACAGAUAAAUAUUACAUCUACAAUGGCUCACUAACCGCACCUCCCUGCUCUGAGACGGUGGAAUGGAUCGUCUUCAAACACACUGUGGCCAUAUCAGAAACACAGUUGGAGGUGUUUUGCGAGGUAAUGACCAUGGAGCAGGCCGGGUACGCGAUACUGACGGAUUACCUGCAGAACAACUUCAGGGAGCAGGAGCAGCAGCAGCAGUUCAUGGGUCAGGUGUUCGCCUCGUACACCGGAGUGGAGGACGUGCUCACACCCACCUGCAGCUCGGAGCCGGAGAACGUUCAGGCUGAUGCCCAGAACGACACGACCAUCGUGGUGACGUGGGAGCGCCCCCGCGCAGUUUACGACACAACCAUCGACUGGUACACCGUCACCUACCAGAGGCUGCAGGGCCAAGACCAGAGCAAGCAGGAGUACAGGACAGACGGGGACCAGGACGUGGGUGCCAUCAUCCCCAGCCUGCUGGCCAACAGCAGCUACGUGGUUCAGGUGGUCGCCAUUUGCACCAAUGGACUCAGAGGACGAUGGAGUGACCAGAUUAUAGUGGACAUGCCGUUAGAAGACCCUGAAAGGGAUUCAGAUCCUGACGCUGUCACAAAAGAGCUGGAAGGCAACAGAGAGCUCUCAUCCAAACCCAAAUCGGAGAUCCCAGCGAACCGGAAUCAGGUGGAUUUGACUCCAGAGGACCACAGCCCUGUGGAGGAGAUCCCAGUGGAGCAGACCAGAGUUUACCAGAACCAACCUACGCACCACCAGAACCUCCCGGUCCAGGUCAGCACCCCAAAAACACCGUCUGAGUCUGUUGUCCUGCAGAAAACCCGACUCAACCAGAAUGGGAAAAAGAAAGCGGGCCAGAGCGGGUCCAAACCCGACGAUGUAGAUAAGAACUGGAUUUACGAGGACAGCGAUCCGACGCACGGGCCCUACACCAAAGAGGGGUUUGACGGCAACGGCGCGAUAUGGGUGACCGAGGUAACCGAGCAGCCGGGCUUCCUGUUUCCAGUUGUCCGGACAACAACGCUGCCGACGAUUCGCCGACAAAUCACAGAAGAGGCGUCGCUGUCGGUGUUGCCACAUCAGUCUGGGGAUCACGGUCCAGCAGACAAAGCCGGAGACAGCGGCCUCCCUUCUCCUCAGUCGGUCCUCUAUACCCCUCCUGUGGAGGACAUCCAAGUCACAGAUGUCUUCUAUGAAGACACAGUCAACAGCUCUCCACUCGAAACCACCGCCUCUGCAGAAACAGGGUCUCCCGCUGCUGUGUUGCCAGGUGAUGGAGUGGACAGAGUCUCCCCGCCAUCCACCGAGGACGGCGACGCCCCCGUGAACAAACCUCCACCAGAAACCGGCAGCUCGGUUCCCUCCACCCCCUCGCCGCUCUGGAUCACGGCGAGGGCGGCGACCUCCAGCAACACGCUGGCCGAGUCGGUCUACAAGUCAUUCACCACCUCCUCUCUAGUCAGGGUGCUGAUGCACACAACCCAGCCCAUGUUUAACGAGGGCAGCAACAGCAGCCACGAGUCUCGGGUGGGGCUGGUCGGAGGCGUGGACCGCGAGAAGAGGACGGUCAUCCCUCUGGCUGUCGUCUCCACUCUCACCCUCCUCUGUCUGCUAGUACUGGUGGGCAUACUCGUCUACUGGAGAAACUGUGUCCAGACGGCUAAUUUCUACCCAGAUGACAGUGCGUCACCAAAAGUCAUAUCGGCCCCAUCGACGCCCCUGUUUCUGGCCACCGAUGGUCACGAGCCACUGACGGUGAAGCAGUUCGUGAAGCAUGUCAUGGAGCUGCACGCCGCCAACACCUUCUCCAAGGAGUUCGAGAUUGUCAAAGAAUCCUAUGAGGAGGUGCAGGCGUGCACAGUGGACAUGGGCAUCACUACAGACAGCUCCAAUCACCCCAACAACAAAAGCAAGAACAGAUACAUAAACAUACUGGCCUAUGACCACAGUAGAGUCAAACUCUCCAACAGUUUGGACAGAGAUGGGAAAUGCGGAGACUACAUCAACGCUAACUUCGUAGACGGUUAUGAGCGAACGAGGGCCUACAUCGCGGCUCAGGGGCCCCUCAGAGCGAGCAAGGAGGACUUCUGGAGGAUGAUCUGGCAGCAGAAUGUUGGAGUCAUUAUCAUGAUCACCAACCUCAAGGAGAAAGGACGGACAAAGUGUGACCAGUACUGGCCGGAGGUGAACCAGGAAGAAUACGGCCCGUACCAGGUGACCCUGAAAAGCAGUAAAACCCUUGCUUACUACACACUGCGGGCGUUCGCCGUCAGAGAUGCCUCAAAUAAGGCGUCUCAGAGGAGAGUUGAACACACUGUCCUCCAUUACCACUACACCCAGUGGCCGGACAUGGGCGUCCCAGAAUACACUCUGCCUGUGCUGUCCUUCAUCAGAGCAUCCUCCCGGGCGAGGACACAGGAGAUGGGACCCGUUCUGGUACACUGCAGUGCCGGCGUAGGAAGGACAGGAACCUACAUAGUGAUAGACAGCAUGCUGCAGCAGAUCCAAGAUCAGGGUACGGUCAACGUUCUCGGUUUCCUGAAACAUGUCCGGACGCAGAGGAACUUCCUGGUUCAGACGGAGGAGCAGUACGUGUUCAUCCAUGACACUCUGGUGGAGGCCAUCUUGAGCCGUGGCACCUCAGUGACCUCUGACCUCCUCCACACUUACGUGUCUGACCUCCUGACCCCUGGGGCGUCGGGCAGGACGCGCAUGGACAAACAGUUCAAGUUGAUCAGUCAGCGUCAGGCGAAGCACGCAGACUACAGCACAGCCCUGAGGGACGGCAACGCUGAGAGGAACAGAGCCAGAGCUCUGAUGCCUGUGGAAAGAUCAAGAGUGUGUCUGACCGCUUCCGAGGCAAACUCCACGGGGUACAUCAAUGCCUCCUACGUCAUGGGACAUCACCACAGUAAGGAGUUCAUCGUGAGCCAGACUCCUCUCAGCAGCACGGUGGCAGAUUUCUGGAGAAUGGUCUGGGAGCACAGCACACACACUGUCGUCCGUCUGCCAGACACACACUGUCAGAGUGAAGACGGGGAGUCUUGUGUUUACUGGCCCAGUAAAGACCAGCCAAUGAGCUUUGAGGGUUUCACUGUGUUAUAUUUGGGGGAGGAGCAUCUGUGUUUGUCCAAUGACGAGAGACUCUUGGUGCAGUACUUCACAGUGGAGUCUCCACAGAGUGUGCUGGAGGUGCGUCUGUACAGCGCCCCCUGCUGGCCCAACCCAGACAGUCCCAUCAGGAACAGUUUCGAUCUGGUCAGCACAGUCCAAGAGCAGAGCAGACAUUCGGACACACCCACAAUCAUAUAUGAUCCGUUGGGAGGUGCUACAUCAGGGCUGUUCUGUGCCCUCACCGCCCUGUCCAGUCAGCUAGAGGAGGAAGGAGUGGUAGACGUCUACCAGGUGGCACGGAUGACCAACCUCAUGAGGCCUGGUGUUUUUAAUGAUAUAGAGCAGUACCAGUACCUGUACCGAGCUGUGCUGAGUCUGGUGAGCAGCCAGGAAGACCAGAGAGCCCUGCAGAGUCCAGAAACCAACGGGUCUGUACCACUGGGCCAGACUAACAUCGCUGAGAGCCUGGAGUCACUCAUGUAGACACACACACACACACAUUUACCACACAAGCAUGUCACAUUCACAGUCAUUGCAUCAUACAAGCCCACAGACACACCAGCGUGGACUGAGUGCUUUGGUGACUGAGGUUUGACCUGACAUGAGAUGAUCGUCUCUGUGGUUCCCGGCUGUGUCCACUGAGUUAUUUUUAGUUAAACGAUGAUAAUACUUUACUAAUGCUUUAUAGCUCUACAGAAGCCCUGAGAAGUCUUAGUCUAAAUGGUUUUCUCUCCGUGUGUAUGACUUCAGAACAGGUGAAAAAAGGUUUUGCUGAAAUAAUAUUUUUGUAUCUGUGAAAACAGGGUGAAAAAAAACGUGUGAAUUUUUUAAAAUCUUUCUUAUUGUUGUUGCAACACUCAUUUUGGCCACAAGAGGUUGAAGUGCACCACGACUCCAUGUUCUAAACAGGACUAAAAGCAUUCAUGUUGCCAUGCACUCUAAACACAAGCUACAUAUAAUGUGUGAUAGAAAGUGAUGUAACACUACUGUCAUGUUACACUACUUUCUUUUGGCGCUCAAUGUGUUUUAAUCGGCGCUAAUCUGCCUUUAGGGAAAACAUGAAGGCUUUCAGUCCUAUUGAGAACAUGGGGAAGUGGUGUGCACUUCAGCCUCAUGUGGCUGAAUGAGUACUACACAACAAACACUCUGAAAAAUGAUUUUGAUUAAAAAAAAAAGAAAGACCUGCCAAAAGUUAUUUUCGAUUGGUCAGACAGUUCUCCCUGGAGACAAUAGAGACCAAAAUCCAUUUAGUGCAAUUGUAACUACACUCUUGAUGGCUUAUUAAAAAGUGAACACCCAAUGACAAUUUAUUAAUAAAUGAUGAAGAUUUAAAACAGCACUUUUAAGAAGGAGAAAGGAUAAAACCAGCCCAACCCAAUAACUGAUCUAUAAAGCAUUAGUAAAUGAUGUAUUAACCGUUAAUAAAGCCAUUCGUGACAAUUCAAAAGUCCUUUAUAAGAGAAGUUCAUUAUUAGGAAGUGGUACCAAAAUUUCAUUGGAAAUGAUUUUUCUUAAUGAUAAAAGGAGUCACUUUUAUCAUUUUAAUAACAGACCUUACAGAUCAUUUUCAUAACUUCUGUCUAUUAUCAUCUUUCUUGAACAUUUAUUUCUUUGACUAGUCGUCUCUUUCAUCGCUCUCUUGUCUUCUAAAAGACACAAAUUUAUACGAAUAGAAAUUGAAAUUAGCAAACAGGCAAAACAUAAAUAGAAAUAAAUACAAAUUAGAUACAAAUAAAAGUAGAACAAGAAGACUUAAAGGUAAUAAAAAAAGGGAAAUGAUGUAGGAAAUGACAUUCUCCUAACCUCUUGUUUUCCUACAUAUUUUAUGCACCGCACAUUAACCAGCAGAUUUUGGGGCUCAAACUACCACGUAUCCUUAGUGAGAGAAAUAUUUUUGAUUAACCAAAAUCUGUUAAGGCCCCACUCGUGACACUAAAUUGUUGAAUUUCUCCGUUCAUGUCUCGUUGCCACUGGCUCCAUGGUCUCUGGUACCCCCGUGCCUUUUGUAAUUCAUGUUAUUGUACUUUAAACCUGUUUUGAUACAACAACUGUGUGACUAAUAUGCCAAAAUAAUAAUCUGUGAAUUCUUUUUUUUUUUCUAUUUUCUAUUGCGCUUGUUACUUUCAUAUGU